Messenger RNA from Podospora pseudocomata, 606 nucleotides. RefSeq lists its product as uncharacterized. The record is from RefSeq and is a predicted model, not a curated record. NCBI's taxonomy places the organism in Eukaryota, Fungi, Ascomycota, Sordariomycetes, Sordariales, Podosporaceae. Bases 1 to 606 code for a protein of 201 amino acids. The transcript has 2 exons.
AUGACCGAAGUUGUCACCGAUCUUGCAACCGACCGAAGUUUCACCCAGCACUUGAAUGCCAAGUUUGGCGACGCUCUCUGCACCGCUAUCAUCGAUCAAGUCCUCAAAUCAAGCCUCGCACGAUCCGCAACCCUCCUGACCGAGAAAGGAAUUUAUCUCAUCUACAAAUGCUCGCCCGUCUUCCAAAAGCUCAUCCACGGCAUCUCCAAAGCUUCGUUAAACAAACCAAUUUUCGGUGCCACAGCGGUCAAAUAUGUGUCGAGGAUCUUCUGGAGCCAUGCUAUCGCGAAUGCUGGCGUGUGGACGGUGAUGAGUGAUUGGCGUCUGUUCAAGUAUUGGGGGAGAUGGAACACCUGGGAACAGACGAAGAAAACGAUCUUUAAGGACGGCAUGGCCCAUGGAGGCGACAUGUUUGGGUGGAUACUCGGAUCUGUCGUUAUGGGUGCAUUUGGAAUUUCUGCCUUUCCGGCUGCCGUAGGAGCGUUCGUCUUCGCCUUUGGAGGCCGCGAGAUUGGUAAGAUACUUAGCGAUAUGAUCAUUGAGGACGGUUCGAGUGAUGGGGAUGAUGGGGAGAAAGCGGGGGAUGGUGGAGAGAAAGGGAGCUAA